GGUGUGUGGUGGUGUGCUGCUCAACAAAACCCGCUUGGGACGAUUCCGAUGCAUUGUAUCACCGCGAACGUUGCUAUCGAUAGUACUUUGGCGCACCCUCGAAAGUGAUGGCGAAUCCGCAUGCUGAAUUUCCGCCCGUGCGACUCUCGGAUAUCGAUGGUUUGUUUUCAGAAAAUGUUCUCGAUUCGUCCAGUGGGAACAAGUUAAUAGAGUUCAUUCGCAACAGAAAUGGCCAGCCAAAACGGCCCAGGCUAAACCAGUUGUUUCGCGAAGAUGACGCACCGAUACAGUUCCGGUUUGAUAACGUCCUGCGGUCGCCGAACAAGGAAACGGAAAAGUCGGCAGACGCUGGGGCAGUGACCGCGGUGGGGUCUGUAACGUCAGAUGUCACUGUAUCGGAUGAUGGCGUUGAGGCGUUACCACCAUCACCACCUGUGCAGAUCGACAGCAGAGUGCCCUCGUUUCUCAGUCCUCGUAGAGGAAUGUCUUCGCUUGUUGCAAGCCCUCGCAACCAACGCCCUGCAACUGCGACCAUCGGCGGAGGCUCACCGAACAGGAGCAGAUUGGGCAGAGUGACGCUGCGUAAUUCUGCCCUCGAAACAAAUCUCAACCGCCUAGCAGUGUUGAAAGAGUGCCAGAGAUCCAACCAGUUGAAGUGUGAAAGAUUACGACAGCUGAUAUCGAGCACACCCAACGCGGGCGAUCGCCAAGAACGAAGCGAUGAAAAUUUCCUGAAUAUUAAAGAGACGAUUUCUCCCAUUUCGGAAAGCCCUCCGCUGAUGCCGUUCAAUAAGCCGGUACCGGCUAGUGCUCCGCAAUCGCCGGUCCCAGCCGCUACUCCCAACUUAGCGAAUGACAGCUUCGUUCCGGCCACACAAGAUCAAGUGGACGGCGAUGAACGAAACAACCGGGCUACAACUCCACCCCGUGAUCAUGAUGUGCUUAUUGUCCCAGAAACGCCUAGUCCAGUACGCAGAUCACCCAGCGUAUGCUCCACGCCCCUCAGUGGGUUGAGGGUAUCACCCGGAGGCCGUUCCGAUGUACGCAGGAAGUCCAUCCAACAGCUGCUGGAGGAGGAAAACGGUGAGGUCCGUGGGGAUGGAAAUGGUUUCUCGACGCCGAGACAAAGCAUUUUAAAGAAACUCGUUCCCGAAGGAUCGACUCCGGUGCGUAAUCGUGUUAGUUUUGCCACAAAGUUGCAAGAGAUUCGCGAAGUAUCCCCGAUCUAUAUAACAUCACCGAGAGAUUCAGAUAUUACAUCGGAUGAAAGCUCCGAAGAAGAAGCUGCAAGAGAACCUAGCGCCAGCCCCAAGCAGUCUAGGAAAGCGACGCCGUCCGCUCGCCAGCAGCGUCGAGGCGAUGUAGAACGAUCUAACGAAAAAUUGCAAUCCUCUGUGGCGCAAAGGAGGCUCGAAUAUGUUACGCGUAGCCCUGAACUGGCCAAGAAAAGUAUGACAGCGACCGGUGGCACAGGGUGCGCUAAAGCGCAACUAGCUACUGAAGGUUCGGAAGGCAACGCUCCUGCGGCGCGCAUCAGCUCACGAGUCAAAUCAGACCGAAAUAAAAGAUCAGGUGAUAACAAGGAACUGCAGUCGCAGAGAUCACCGUUACAAGGGCAACAACAUGUUCACGAAGAGCGUCAAGACAGCAGAGCCCUCAGGUCGCAAGAAACCAUCGGGCAUGUCGAAGAGAUGGAGUGCAACAAAGUUGUAGCUGAUUCAUCGGGUCAUCAAGGAACUGCAACAACGCGGGCAAAUCGAACUAACCGGAAUACGAUUAACAUGAUCAUCGACGAGUGGGAUGAUGAAACAUCGGCCGGAAUUGGGAACAAUUUGAAUGAGAUGCGUAACAACUGCUUAUCGUCGUCUGUGACGAACCCUGUUCCGAUCGCCACUAUCGACACUCCGCGUUCUAUUGUGCACGAGAUCUUCGAACCGCCAUCUGCAUUUGGCGAUGACACUGAUGCUGCACACGGAACUAGUGAGGCACCUGCAAUGGAAACGGAUGGACACCAGAAGGGUCAUGUUUCCCCACGAAAGCGUUCUCCCGAAGCAAGUUUGGCCCCGACCGUUCGUGACGAGGCCACUGUUGACCGGAUAGAGACUGACUCCAUGGUUCGCAGAGACCGGAUCACGAGCGCCUCGCCACACGAUCAAGUCUCAAUGAAAAUGCUCGCUGUGGUGGACGAGAUACUCAUGAACCAGGAAGGUCCACCUGUUAUCACGGGCAGAUGCGAAGACGAACGCCGCACAACGUUAAAUAUGCAAAAGAAGAAGCGCACCACAGCGAAGGUGGAUGAGGAAACGAUCAGCUAUUUCAAAACUGUGGAGGCAGCCUGCAAGGAGAAAGUAGUAGAAAAGGUGCAGAAACGUAAGGAACGUCGCAAGCUGUUCGGUAAGGAGAUGUCUGAGAAUGAAUUGCCAGAAACAGUGGCCGUCGGUGAGCUGACUACGGCGGAACCAAUGUCGAUGGUAGUAGAAGGAGUAAAGGCUCAACAAACACGCCUCGAGAAUGAAAUAAGACCAGUGGAAGUGCAUGUUAUGCGACUCUCAAAAACAACCAUCAAACGGGCCCUAAAUGUCAGCCAGUCGUUGGUAACUAACUCCAACAACAGCACACCAAGGGUGACAGCGGUCCCUCACAGCCCGGUGCAUGAGAAGCAAAACACAGAAACGUUGGAGAAGCGCUCGAAUACGCUCGUUGGUUUGAGCGCGAUAGAGGGGAAAGAAGAUUCAGUUAAGGUGGCCAAACCCUCAAAGAAGGUUGGCAGACCAAAGCCUAAAAAAAAUCCCGUGACAGCGCUACCGAUUACAACGAAAGAUUUAAAAGAUGCUGCGAAUGGGAUUCGCCAGCAGGUGGAUAGCAGCGAGGAUACUAACACCAUUCGUCGGAGUCAUCGUAACCGGCGCAUCCCCAUGGACGUACUGGCCCGUAAUCCGAUGAUAUCGCAAACUGAUGGGCCGAUGUACUGCAAUCCUAAUGUGCAGGAAAUCUUCAAGCGCUGCUGUGAACUACAAAGGGAAAAAAUGCCCAAAAAAUCUUCCAAGAAACGGACGAAAAUUGCGAAAAAACAGUCGGCUGCACCCCCUCCGAUUGAGGAAGCGGGCGGUACUGAGGUCCAUAAUGUUCAUCAGAAAACGAAAAAAAAAUCCCAACCAGAAGAGCAGUUCGACAGUGAAGGCUUUAGAAUUCCGCCGGAGCCGCCAAAGAAGAAGCAAGCUGUCCAGAAGAAACAUCCGAGGCCAACCGAAGAACCACACUUGGCCACCCCUUUGUCUUCUUUGUCAUCAUCUCUCUCGCACAGGAGUGCAUCUCCCAACGGACAUGACUCUGGCCUUGGCUCGGCAGUCAUGACGACCGUUAGCGAGGCGCACACGGUGGUAACCGGUGACGGCGGUUCAGCUGCCGGCAAACCAAUGCAACCAACAAACGCUGGCAACAGUGAGGAUCUUUUGGCGCAGAAACGGCAAACCACGGACUGGAUGCUGAGGUUGAUGGACAACCAGCAGCGACGAAGACCGCAGAAAGUACCAUCGGCGGAAGUAGGCUACCAGCAUUUCUCGUUAGAUCAUUUGGAGUUCAGGCAGCUGCGAGGUGUAGAGUACUCUUUCUACACCUUCUCAGAAACGGAACAGUUUGGGUUCAUCCGGUUACCGCCGAAUGGAAAGAAGAACUUGACGCGUGCAAAAAAAUGUUUGCUGAGGUUUCUCAUCCUCAACGGUUCACUUACUUUCACGAUCGAAAACGGCCAGUUGCAAGUUAAGGGAGGCGAUUUCCUGAUAUUAUCUACUGAUUCUCGGUACGAGAUUCAAAACGGCCCAGAAACGUCUAUACUGUUCAUGAUGAAGACGAUUGUGCCAAAAGACCGCGUGGUGAAAUAGGCGAGAAGUGCUAGGCGAACGAAAAAUUGAGAGAAAGCUAUGAAAAAAUUGUAAUUUUUCCGGUCUAAAUAAAUGUUACAGCGGAAUGGCUUAUGUAUUGGUUUUGGCCUUCGUCCUCACGAAUGCUAAUAACCCGAUUCAUCUAAAGCCAUGUUAGAUACAGUUUGUAGGAAAAAUU
Anopheles bellator is the source of this 4059-nucleotide messenger RNA. RefSeq lists its product as uncharacterized. The record is from RefSeq and is a predicted model, not a curated record. The transcript is spliced from 5 exons. Lineage: Eukaryota; Metazoa; Arthropoda; Insecta; Diptera; Culicidae. The coding region runs from base 108 to 3881 and encodes 1257 amino acids.